GCGGCCUCGGGCCUUGCCGAGAAGGCCACCGCAGGCGACGAGCACGUGGCCAUUGCCGGGGAGGACCUCUCCAUGGGAGAGGAAGCCGAGAAGCGGAGGGGCGAGCCGACAUCAGAGAGCUGGUGUUGCCCUUGCCUCGCGCCCUCAUCGGAAAGGAUUGACCGGAGAAGCUCUGAGCCCGCGUUCUUGGCGCUGGAGCAGACGCUGCAGGAGAGGCGGAAGGAGCACGAGUUUCUCAAGUUCGACGAGGUUCUCACCCUGGGCAUGAAUGUCCCCGUCAAAGCGACCCGGGCCCAAAUUGACCUGGCCACGCGUCGUUACUACAACGGGGGGGAGCAGCUCGGAGGAGGCUACUCGCAGCUGGGACGGUGUCAAGGGGAGUCAUGGUUAGUGGAGUCCUUCUUCACGUUAGAACUUCCUCUUCGGACCUGCCUGGUCAGCUCCCUGCUAGAGCCAAGGACAAGCUUUGGAGUCUGCGACAUCUGUUUCGGGCAGAAACACCACUGGGUGGGCGUGUCGACACGUUGA
Molecule: messenger RNA, 528 nt
Organism: Symbiodinium sp. CCMP2456
Lineage: Eukaryota; Dinophyceae; Suessiales; Symbiodiniaceae
Source: the annotation of a GenBank genome assembly